GUGAUGUAAUUAGUAUCUCAUUUUUGGAGGGGAAGUGAUUCCAAAUUGGAACAUAUUUGAUGCCAAAAAUAGAAGAAUCUAAAAGAUCCAUUCCCUUAUCAUAAAUUCCUUUAAAAUACAACUCAACUCAACUCAAAUAUUUUAUUUUUAUUUUUAUCUAUAUUUAUCAAACGCCAUUAGAAAAACCUCUUCAUUUGAAUUUCAGAUCUGAGAUUUCAGUUGGGCGGUUGCAAGGAAUUGAUGUCAGGCAUGGAGGUCGCCAAAGAUCAAGAACUAGUAGACGGAACUGUUGCACAGGAGUCUGGAAAAUCCAUGCCGUCAUCUCAACAGGAGGAGGCAGUUGUAAAGAAAAAAUACGGAGGGAUUAUGCCCAAGAAGCCUCCACUUAUCUCUAAGGACCAUGAACGUGCCUACUUUGACUCUGCAGACUGGGCACUUGGAAAGCAAGGUGUUGAGAAGCCCAAAGGACCACUUCAAGCCCUCCGUCCCAAAUUGCAGCCUACACAACAACAAACACGAUAUAGGAAGUCUCCAUAUGCUCCAUCAGAUGUCGAAGAUGGAGGGAGUGGCCAACCAGAGGAUGGGACUGCCAAUGAAUGAGAAACUGCGCUCAAUCUUCUGGUUUUCCGAGAACUAUCGAUCGCUAUUCAAAUGGCUAGACAGGUAAUGAGUAAUUUUCAAUUGAUCUCGUGGAUAAACUUGGUGGUGAAGAUGUUUCGAUAUCUGUUAAAAGUUCAACAAGUUACAAGAUUUAUGGAGUUGUGAACUGUGGGAACUGAAAUGUCUAUUGUUCCAAGGUUAUUCUAAUGUGGAACAUUAUUCUUCAUAUAAUACGAGUAAACCACUUAUAUAA
Molecule: messenger RNA, 853 nt
Organism: Gossypium raimondii (Peruvian cotton)
Lineage: Eukaryota; Viridiplantae; Streptophyta; Magnoliopsida; Malvales; Malvaceae
Exons: 7
Coding region: 241-600 (119 amino acids)
Cellular component (GO): cytoplasm
Molecular function (GO): protein phosphatase inhibitor activity
Source: RefSeq, a predicted model, not a curated record